AUGCGAAAAAUAUCGCGUUUUCGCAUUUUUGCCCUACACACAGCAAAGGCGAAAACGCGAAAAGACGAUGGGAGAUCGAGGGGAGAUCGAUAUUUAUAGCGCAAAAACGCGAUAUUUUUCGCAUCGUGUUUUCGCUUCAUCGCAUCGUGUUUUCGCUUUUAUCGCAUCGUGUUUUCGCGUCAAUGCUUCGUGUUUUCGCGAUUUCGCCCUUAGGAGACAGCGCGAAACCACAAUGGCCCUAACGGAACACCGUAGUUUCCAGAUUAUGCAUGUUAAAUGCAUGCUAAAUUUAUGUUCACCUAGCAUUCAAUACACUGUUUUGUACGCGUCGAUAGAUCUGAUUCGCGGUGUAGAUAAUUUAUGUACGAUACGGUACUUAACCAUUCUCAACUGAGAUUUCAAAACUGAUAUAGCAAAAUGGAGAAAACAUGUGAAAAUGGUGUAACAGCGGAAAAUGAUGAAUGUGGAAAAUUUAUAGUGGAAAUCGAUGAUGGCAUUAAACUAAAGGACGGAGAAAUCAACAGGGAGGUAGAAACUAGAGCAUACAGGCAUCGAUUUAUUCAUACAGCCUGUGUGUGCUUUAGUAUGUUUUCACUAGGAUGGAGAAAUGGACUGGUCGGCCCAACCUUUCCAGAUUUACGACUAAUCACGAAUGAAGAUCUGUCGACGGCUUCUUGGUUAUUUACGGCAAUUUCUUUUGGGGGAUUGAUAGGUUCAGUAUGCGGAGGGUUUGCCUACGAUCGCUUCAACAAGAUCGCCGUAUUCAUCUGUAUCGUCAGUGGUCUGGGUAUUGUUGCUGCUGUCGCGCCCUGGUGUUCACACUUUGCCGCUAUGUUUAUCGUGCAUGCUCUGCACGGGGGUUUCGCAAGUGCACUUGAUACAGCUGCCACAGCCGAUGUCACUGCGAUCUGGAGACAGAAAGCUGGACCAUUUAUGCAGGCUGUGCACGGUAUAUUUAGUGUUGGCGCAAUAAUAUCACCAUUCGUUUCCGAACCAUACAUGGCGAAGAAAAUAAUAGCAGAAAGCAAGCGGAGUAUUUCUUUGUGGAACACAUCGAUUUCAUAUUUGGAAUCAUCAACGCCUGUUUCGGAGUUUAAUUCUUUUGAGACAUCCUCUAAACCUUCUAAUUACUCAUUAGGAACAUUGUUAUCAUCUAGAUAUUCUAUUGCAGAAGAAGUGACAUCAAACUUCUCAAAUUUCACAUUCGGAGUUUCAAACGUUUCUCCGGAGUCUUCUGCGUAUAAUUAUGGAGAAACUUACAUUUACAUUCCAUAUUCUAUAGCAACAUUUGUAUGUUUUAUAGCUGCGUCAUUUUAUGUAGCCAUUUAUUUCAUUUACGGAAAUGUGUAUAACUUACCAGUGUAUAUUCACAGUAACACUAAAAAGACUAUACCACAGAGAGAAUACUUUCUUUCAAAGAAGAUGAAAAUAGUAUUCACCAUUCUUUUAGCACUGACUUUAACGUUUUAUGUGAUGAGUGAACGCAGCUUUAUAGGAUUUCUAAUGACCUUCAUUAUAACAGAAUUAGGCUGGAGUAAGGCAAGGGGUUCCAGUGCGUCCUCCGCGUUUUGGAUAGCAUUUGCAACCGGUCGUUUGUCUGGUAUCAUAAUUGUAAAAUAUGUACAUCUUUCCAUAGUGAUUAUGACAUUUUUCCUUAUAAUCACUUCCGGUGCUGUGUUACUUUGGCUAGCUGUGAUAUAUGGUAUAAAUUUGCUAAUCUGGAUAUCCGUCGCCAUCGUCGGUUAUGGUAUGUCUGUAAUAUUUGCCUCGAUAUUUUUAUGGCUUUCAGAAAAUAUACGAAAGCUGACGGGCAAAAUGGCAAGCGUUUUGUUCAUUUUCUUCUCCUCUGGUGCUAUGGUGUUUCCGAUUUUGGUAGGACAUCUUAUGGAUAAAGUUUCUCAAAUGUGGUUUAUAUACACACAACUUAUUUUAUUUUGUGCAAUGUGCUCACUCUUCAUUUUUGUGUUGGUGCUGUUUAAUAUUUUGAAGAAACGUCACGAGACCUCUAAAUGAUAAAAAUGACUUUAUGUAUAUGUACUGUCAAUGCGUUUUAUUUCUUUUCUGGAAUUCACUGAAGAUAAUGCCUUAAAUUUCCGUUUAUCAUUAUUUAAAAAGUUAAUUUUCUUGACCAUGUACUGCGUUGCUGUAAAUUCAAAUAAUUAUAUUCGCCCUAUUACUUUCCAUUGAAAUUUUUGACGCGAUUCAUGGAUUUGCCGAUCCUAUUCUGUCGUUCAUUUCGCAUGAACACAGAAAAAUAAUCAUUUCAUUUCUUUAAUACGUGUGUUAAAUGCAUAUUUUUAUAUCUUAUUGUGAUAUUUUCAUUUUGAUAUGUUGAAAAUGUGUGACUUAACAGUCAAGGGACAUGACAUUUAGUUUUGUAGAAACUUUGCAAAAUGUACAUUUGUUUACAUUUUAAGUCGCCAUGCAAAAUGUACCUUUGUUUACAUGUUAAGUCGCCAUGACCCAUGAUUGUGUGGAACGGGCUGCUCGUGGCCAAAUUCAUUCGUGUAUGUUACUUUUCGAGUUCAUUUUAUUGUUGAUAUGCCAUAAUAACAAGCACAGUACAAUAUCAUUAAACUGGAAAACCUA
Messenger RNA from Mercenaria mercenaria, 2589 nucleotides. RefSeq names its product sodium-dependent glucose transporter 1A-like. The transcript has 4 exons. Lineage: Eukaryota; Metazoa; Mollusca; Bivalvia; Venerida; Veneridae. The record is from RefSeq and is a predicted model, not a curated record. The coding region runs from base 418 to 2013 and encodes 531 amino acids. Gene Ontology annotation, biological process: transmembrane transport.